Chinchilla lanigera (long-tailed chinchilla) is the source of this 3007-nucleotide messenger RNA. RefSeq names its product polymerase (DNA directed) kappa (gene Polk). Gene Ontology annotation, biological process: error-prone translesion synthesis. NCBI's taxonomy places the organism in Eukaryota, Metazoa, Chordata, Mammalia, Rodentia, Chinchillidae. The record is from RefSeq and is a predicted model, not a curated record. Gene Ontology annotation, cellular component: nucleus. The transcript is spliced from 16 exons. Gene Ontology annotation, molecular function: DNA-directed DNA polymerase activity; damaged DNA binding. Bases 405 to 2990 code for a protein of 861 amino acids.
UUCAUUUGACAGUUGCGUGUCGGUCCCCUACGCCUUGCUUUUGUUUCUGCCUAGUGUAUUUAUGACGAACGCUGCUGGCUUGCGGGCCAGGGCAGGAGAUAAGUCUGCUGUGAGGAUGUCAGGAUUGCAUUGCAUGGCUGCUUUCCGGAACAUCCUGGGGCUUGCCUGGGCAAAGCUGUGCCGCCUCAGCUACAGCCUGGGGACACGGAUGAAUUUUAGAAUAACUUGUAAAAUUGCAUGCAAGAUUGUGUGGGGAUUUGGAUUGAGAAUGCACUUAAUUUGUGAAGAAAUGACAUCUUUAUAGUAUUAUCUACAUUGGCCAGAUACUUUAAAUAUAUGAUCGGAUUUACUCCUUUAAAAUCAUAUAAGGUAACAAAGAAGAGACUACUUCAAGUCUAAAGGCCAUGGAGAUCACAAAGGAGAAGAGCAACAAUUACAACGAGGAUCUUCUGCUUAGGAUGGGACUUAAUGAUAACAAAGCCGGAAUGGAAGGACUAGAUAAGGAGAAAAUUAACAAGAUUAUAAUGGAAGCCACAAAAGGGUCUAGAUUUUAUGGAAAUGAGCUCAAGAAGGAAAAACAAGUCAAUCAACGCAUUGAAAAUAUGAUGCAACAAAAAGCACAAAUUACCAACCAGCAGCUAAGGGAAGCACAAUUGCAGGUUGACAGAUUUGUAAUGGAAAUAGAACACCGCCGGGAUUUGAACAAUACCAUAGUGCAUAUUGAUAUGGAUGCUUUCUAUGCUGCUGUAGAAAUGAGGGACAAUCCGGAACUGAAGGAUAAGCCCAUUGCUGUAGGAUCAAUGAGUAUGUUGUCUACUUCAAAUUACCACGCAAGGAGGUUUGGUGUUCGCGCAGCCAUGCCCGGAUUUAUUGCUAAGCGACUCUGCCCACAUCUCAUUAUCGUGCCCCCAAACUUUGACAAGUACAGAGCUGUGAGUAAAGAGGUUAAGGAAAUACUUGCUGAUUAUGAUCCCAAUUUUAUGGCCAUGAGUCUUGAUGAAGCCUACUUGAAUAUAACAAAGCACUUACAGGAAAGGCAAAGUUGGCCUGAGGACAAAAGGAGUUAUUUCAUCAAAACUGGAAACUCGGCAGAAAAUGAUGAACCAGGAAAGGAAGUUAAUAAGCUGAGUGAGUGUGACCGCUCCGUCUCUCCACUACUCUUUGAAGACAGUCCUCCUGAUUUGCAGCCCCCAGGAAAUCCUUCCCAAGUGAACUCUGAAGAACAAAACAAUCCUCAAAUACCACAAAAAUCAGUUGUUUUUGGAACCUCAGCCGAGGAAGUGGUAAAGGAAAUUCGUUUCAGAAUUGAACAGAAAACAACACUAACAGCCAGUGCAGGCAUUGCUCCCAAUACAAUGUUAGCAAAAGUCUGCAGUGAUAAGAAUAAACCAAAUGGACAAUAUCAAAUUCUCCCCAACAGACAAGCUGUGAUGGAUUUCAUCAAAGAUUUACCCAUUAGAAAGGUCUCUGGGAUAGGAAAAGUUACAGAGAAAAUGUUAAAGGCCCUUGGAAUUAUUACUUGUACAGAGCUCUACCAACAGAGGGCAUUGCUUUCGCUGCUUUUCUCUGAAACAUCUUGGCAUUAUUUCCUUCAUAUUUCCCUGGGUCUAGGUUCAACCCACCUGCCAAGGGACGGAGAAAGGAAAAGUAUGAGCGUUGAGAGGACAUUUAAUGAGAUAAACAAAGCAGAAGAACAGUACAGUUUGUGCCAGGAACUUUGCAGUGAACUUGCUAAAGAUCUCCAGAAGGAAGGACUAAAGGGUCGAACUGUUACCAUUAAGCUGAAGAAUGUGAAUUUUGAAGUAAAAACUCGUGCAUCUACAGUCUCAUCUGUUGUUUCUACUGCAGAAGAAAUAUUUGCCAUUGCAAAGGAGUUGCUAAGAACAGAGAUUGAUGUUGAUUUUCCACAUCCCUUAAGAUUAAGACUUAUGGGUGUUCGGGUGUCGAGUUUUCCCAGUGAAGAAGACAAAAAAUGCCAGCAGAGAAGCAUCAUUGGCUUCUUGCAGGCCGGGACCCAGGCAUCGCCAGCCACUGGGCAUGUAGUAGAGAAAACUGAUAAAGAUCAGUUUGUAAAACCUCUAAGAAUGUCUUGUGAGAAGAGUUUUUUUGAUAAAAAACGAUCAGAAAUGAAAUGGAGACACCAAGACACAUCUCACUGUGAAACUGUGGAUAAACAAAAUUUAAGGACAUCACAGCCAUUCCAAGUUAGUAAGAAGACGAGUGAGAAUUUGGAAGCCUCAGAAAGUUCAGAUAGCUGUCAGAGGUUUACUUGUCCCGUUUGCUUCCGAGAGCAAGGACGCAUCAGCCUGGAGGCCUUUAAUAAACAUGUAGACGCAUGUCUUGAUGGCCCUUCAGUCAGCGAGAACUCAAAGGUGUUCGCUUGUUCAUAUGCUUCCUCUGCUGAUGGUAACCAGAAAGAGAACGCACAUCACUGUUUUUCACCUCGGGAGAAGCAAGAUUAUGAUACCCAUCAGGAAAAGGUAGCAGUCACUUCAGAAGAUGGUGUGGGUCUGGUGGAAACUAGAGCGAGCACGUCAAAGCCAGGAAGUGUAGACUCCUUAGGGAGCAAACACAGCAAAGAGGAGUGUUCUAGUCUUCCCAGCAAGCCGCCUGGUACUGUUUCACUGGAAAAUGCAGAUGUUGGGUUGUUAACUGGGCACGACUCCCUGCAACCAUUUUCAUUUAAAGUGACCAUAGGCCGAGGUCUAGUUUGUCCUGUCUGUAAUCUAGAACAGAAGACUUCGGAUCUUACCAUGUUGAACGAGCACAUGGAUGUUUGCUUAAAUAAAGGCAUUAUCCAAGAACUGAGAAAUGAUAGAGUUCAUCUAGUCAGCCAACCCAGAGAAAGUUCCAAAAGUACUGGUACCUCAAGCAAAGUACAGAAGACCGUAGCAAAAACAAGAAGGCCAGGACUGAUGACGAAGUGUUCGAAAUCAAAGAAAAUAAAACCAAACAGUCCCAGACAUACCCUUGAUAUAUUUUUCAAAUGAAUUUUGAACGCUUUUUA